AUGUGGAAUACUUGUGUCAGCUGUAUGGAACAUUGCAUCAAUAAGGAUGUCUGUGGUGUAGAUAUUGAUGGCACCAUGGGACUGACUGCACCCACAAUAUUCCAUGGCAAACCACACAUGCAUUCAACAGGUCCAGAGACAGUGAUACCCUACCUAGUUGACCAAUCAGGGAACAGCAUUUCUGCAAAUGACAAAUCCCGUUUACGUAGAUCACGAAGCAUACACCAAGAACAUUCAGAAUCUCAUAAUAAACUUUAUUUUAAAAUACAAACUAAAGACCAUAACUUCCAUUUAUCAUUGGAGAAAAACACUAAUCUUUUACAUAGAAAUUUCAAGGUGCAUCGGAGGAAGAGCUUGAAUGGACCCCUUGAAAUGCCUACAGAAAUUAAAUUCCAACAUUGUUUUUAUCAUGGAAGUGUACUUUCACAUGAGGAGUCAUCUGUUGCCAUAAAUGUAUGCAAUGGGCUGAGAGGCCAUAUUCGUACACCCUUGGGAGACUUCUUUAUUGAGCCUUCCCACAAUCACCCAAAUAUAUCCAUCCACCAAAGAAAACAACAUCAUCCACCAGAUGGCUCAAAAGAGAGCAAUUUUCCACACGAGAUACCUCAUACUUUUUAUAGGAAACCUAAUCUCCCAAUCAACUUCUCAGGGUCAAAUGUAAAUAAAGACAGCUCAAGCAUUGUUGAUACUGCAUUUAAAUAUGCAGAGUCUCUUGGAUCUCGCACAAUUCCUCAAAGCCACAAUCGUCUCAAGCGCUCAAUUGGCGUCCAAGAGAACUUCAUUGUCAAAUCUCCAACACUUAAGUUUCCUAAAAACAGCAACAAUAAAAAUGCAAUUAGAAAUAAUAAAAUAGAAAAUUAUGAAAAUAAGACCAACAGUAAUGGUCAUAGAAAGACAAACAAUGUAUCAACUGGCAAUAAUAAAACUAUUAAGCAUCACUCAGGGACAACUCCUCAUGAUAAAGAAACUAAUGAAAUUGAUCAAGGUAGAGAAUCUAAUAAUAUGGAUACAACAAGUGAUUCUCAACAAAAUUUUAGGCCGGAUGAAGUGGAUGAAGCAGCCAAUCACGGUUGGGAUGGAGCUUAUGAUAAAGAUGAUAAUGAUAUUUUAAAUGAACAUACAAAAUCUGAAAAAAUAAGUGUAACAACAGAAACCAAAGGCCAUGCCAAUAAACAUCAUCACUCAGCUGAAGGUCAUGAGGUUGGACAUACUAUGGAGAUGAUGGUUGUGCUAGAUAAAUACAUGGUAGAGUAUCAUGGCAGGGAGAAUGUUGCCAUGUAUGCACUAACAAUACUCAACAUGGUGUCUGACUUGUUCCAGGAUAACACCAUAGGCACCAAGGUGAACAUUGUCAUAGUUAGUCUGCUCAUACUGGAGGAGGAUGAGCCUGGUUUAGAGAUCUCGCAUCAUGGUCAGAACACAUUAUACAGUUUCUGUAGUUGGCAGUCUAAUAUCUUAAACAAGGAUGGCAAGGCUCAUCAUGACCAUGCCAUCUUGUUAACUAGGAAGGACAUAUGUUCAUACAGUGAGGAGCCGUGUGAUACACUGGGGUUUGCUCCUAUGAAGGGGAUGUGCAAGCGUCACCAGAGUUGUACAGUAAACGAAGAUUCAGGUUUAGGAACAGCACUCACCAUCACCCAUGAACUAGGACACAACUUUGGUAUGGUCCAUGAUGGCCAACAGAACUCUUGCAAGAAAACGCAGGGCUCUAUUAUGGCUCCAGUACUUGGGGGCAUCAAUGGACAGUUUCUCUGGUCUCCCUGUAGCAGGAUGUAUAUGCAGAACUUUUUCAAAUCAAAUCAAUCACGCUGCUUGAACAAUGUGCCCCAGGAAGUGCCCCUAGAGCUUCAGUUUCCAGAUAAACUACCCGGGGAACUGUAUGAUUCAGACCGGCAAUGUAAGUGGCAAUUCGGUGAGGAAUCCCGACUGUGUAUCUUCAGCUGGGGGAAGGAUGUCUGCACACAUCUAUGGUGUCACAGUGGAGGCUUGAAAUGUGAGACAAAGUUCCUACCAGCAGCUGAAGGGACCUCUUGUGGUCAUGCACGGUGGUGUCGGAAGGGGAAAUGUGUAAGGUUUGGCAGUGAGGGUCCUAAACCAAUAGAUGGGGACUGGUCAGAUUAUGGUGCCUACACUCCCUGUACAAGAACAUGUGGGGGAGGAAUCACAUACAAGGAAAGGAUGUGCAACCAGCCCAAACCUCAGUAUGGCGGCAAGUUCUGUGAGGGCGAGAGCAGAGAAUACAAGAUCUGUAACAUACAGGAGUGUCCAGCAGAGAGUUCAGACUUUAGAGCCUACCAGUGUGCUCAGUAUAAUAGUGAGAAGUUCCGGGGAUAUCUCUACAACUGGAAACCUUACACAGAUAUAUUUGAUGAGGAUGAUUUCUGUCGUCUAUACUGUAAAGCUGAGGGCUAUGACUUCUACUUUGCCUUGUCCAACAAGGUUGUGGAUGGUACUAGGUGUCAACAGGGGUCUUCUAAUGUAUGUGUUGAUGGCCUUUGCAUGGAGGUUGGAUGUGAUAAUGUAGUCAAGUCUAAAGCUGUUAUUGACAGGUGUGGGGUGUGUGGCGGCAAUGGAACUGAUUGUGACAUCAUCAAUGGCACAUUUACUGACCAACCCAAACAAUAUGAUUACCAUGAGAUAGUGAAGAUUCCAAAGGGGGCGAGAAGCUUAAAAAUCUCAGAAACAAAAAUCUCACCAAAUUAUCUAGCCAUAAAGAAUGAUCAUGGUGCAUAUUACCUUACUGGACAUUGGAGGGUCACCUGGCCUGGGAAGUUCAUGUUUGCAGGAGCAAAGUUUGAAUAUAAACGGCCACAUAAGCAGCCAGAAAUGAUCAAAUCACCUGGACCAAUAGAUGAACAAUUGAUUGUUGAGGUGCUGAUGCAGGGAUACAAUCCAGGGAUUUACUAUGAAUACACGAUGCCUAAAAUAAAUGCAAUGACAGUUGAUCUGCCUCAUAACUACACAUGGAGUGCUGUGACAUCACAAUGUUCUGUCACAUGUGCUGGAGGUACACAGGUCACCUCAGCCAAGUGCCUCAGAGAUUAUGCAGAUGAAAUGGAAGACAAAUUUUGUGCCAAGAAAGAUAAGCCAAUAACAGGAUUGUUCCCAUGUAAUGAACAGCCCUGCCCAGCCAGGUGGGUAACGCAGGCAUGGCAGCAAUGCAGCAGAAGUUGUGGUGGUGGGAAACAGAAGCGGAGAGUAUACUGUAUGCAGCAGGUUUCCCCUACACAAGACUUCAAGGUGAAGCCAAAGUUCUGUCAGCAGAUAAAGCCACCUAGGAAGCAGGACUGUAAUGAACAUGAGUGCCCACCCGAAUGGCAUAUUAGCCACUGGAGUCAGUGUUCAGCAAGCUGUGGUAGUGGGAAGAAAAAACGUGAUGUUGUAUGUCGUAGUGUUGGUGUGAAUGGUGUUACUUCAUUAACUGACAACAUGUGUCUCUACAUACCUAAACCUGUCACCACACAAAGCUGCUAUCUUGGAAAGUGUCCAAAGUUGCAGUGGUUACUCUCUUCAUGGAGCAAAUGUUCUACCACCUGUGGCCCAGGGGUACGAAAGAGAAAACUUAUGUGCAGUAACAUGGACAGUGGUGGGGUAGUCUCAGUGGCCACAGCGCAGUGUUACAACCUUCCUAAACCUAACAUAGCACUAGUGGAGCAGUGUACAAUCAGCAAACAGUGCUACAGAGCACGUUGGUAUGUCACGGCAUGGAAUAAAUGUUCUGUGACAUGUGGUACGGGGGUAGAAACAAGAGUUGUUAAGUGUAUGAACAAUGACCAGAACAAUGCUGUUUGUAAGGAUAGAAAGCCAGACUCCGAGAGGAAGUGUAAACCCAAACCUUGCAAAGAGCAGGGAAACAGUGUAUUAAAUACAGUUGCAGACAUUCCCUGCAGUGACUAUUACAAGUGGUGCUACCUUGUUCCAAAACACAAACUAUGCUCCCAUAAAUUCUAUGGUGCUAAGUGUUGUAGUUCAUGUUUAAAAGUGGAUGCAGAACAUACAGUAGCACACCGGCGUAGACAUGGUCAUUGACAAUACUUUCAAACAAGCAAAGAAUGCUUCCAUAAGUGAAAAAAUGAGGUAAAAUGCAACCAGCCAGGAUGUUACACAAUGCAACAGCCCCAUUGGUUAUUAUGUUAUCAAACAUAGACACCUGCAGUGCAGUGAGGGUUAUGAUAUGAUCACAACAAAUACCAGACCCAGUAAUUGUUACAAUAUCAACCUUAACAUGUAAAUCCAGCAUAAGAGCUACAUUAUAUGUUAUAUGUAUAUCUAGCAAAAGUACAAUCAUAUCUUAGGCAUUAUAAAUAAGUUUUUGCAUUGAGAACCAAGGGAUUUAGUAGACAAUGUAUCUAUAUGUGUAUAUAGAAAUGUACUGAAUCAUUGUCAUCAGUCAAUUUUGUAUUUGGUAAAAUCUCUGUACUGCAUAUUAUUAGCUCAAUAUGCAUUAAAUCAAAAUGUCCUUGAAAGUUAAAUUCAAGGAGAAUUUCUUUGAUUUGAUAUCUUGGAUGAUAUCACUGUAUCAUUUUCUAUUUAAUUGUAGUAGAAAGGAUCUCAAAGUUCAAUCGCAUUUAUAUCUAGUUUUCAUAACUGCUUUUGCAACCCAAUGUUUUACUGCAUGUGUAUUUCAAAUAGGACUUUAGAGAAAUACCAUUGUGGACAUGCACAUGUAUUUUGUCAGAUAGGCUCUGAAAAAUUGAUUAAAUGGGUAUUUCCCCAAAAAAUUCAGUUUCAGUCAGAAGGGUGCGAUUUUGGCAUAAAAAGCGAAAAAAAAGAAGAUUUAUUUUGAAUUUUACAAGAAUUGAUGCAACUUCCUUCAAACUAUCUCAUGGUUAUAUUUUUUUAUUGGUUAUGGGGAUCACACCCACGCACUUGGGUCGUGAUACCGUCUUUGAAGGGUUCAAUUUUUUAAAGGUUUUAAAAUAUUAUUCAACAGUGUAAUUGUUUGUUUAACUGUGGAUGAUAAUUCUCUAUCUGGUUCCAAAUUGAAUGGGGGGAGAGUACUAUACCAAUAAAGACAAAGUUGUAAGACAAUCUAAAUGUUGAAAUAGAGUGACACCUUUUAGAUAAUUUCCUUGGAUUCCUCAGCAAAUAAAAAACGAUUUUAGUCGAGAUUGCCUAUAUAGUGAACUAGCAUUUCACUUGUGCACUUUGAUGAAGUCCUGGCUCCCUCCCAUUGAACCCUUCAAAGACUUUAUCAUGCCCCAAGUACGUGAGUACGAGGUACGAGAAGCCAAAAGAAAGUUGAGUUUCAAGUCAAAAAGAGUGACGAUUUAUUUUGUAAAUGCAUCCUUAACAUCCAUCCCCGGGCAUGUAUCUACCUGUAAAUUGUGAUAUCAUUGUAUCCUCUCAGAUAUUCUUUUUUUAUUUAAUUUUUUUAUUUCAGAGAAGAAAAAACAUGUUAAAGCAAUUGCAAAAAAACAAUUACAAUACAGUUACAUGGAAAACAUAAAUUUUACAAUACAGAUA
Owenia fusiformis is the source of this 5466-nucleotide messenger RNA. Lineage: Eukaryota; Metazoa; Annelida; Polychaeta; Sabellida; Oweniidae. The record is from the annotation of a GenBank genome assembly.